Messenger RNA from Urocitellus parryii (Arctic ground squirrel), 3948 nucleotides. RefSeq names its product regulator of G protein signaling 22 (gene Rgs22). The record is from RefSeq and is a predicted model, not a curated record. Gene Ontology annotation, molecular function: G-protein alpha-subunit binding. Gene Ontology annotation, cellular component: nucleus; cytoplasm. NCBI's taxonomy places the organism in Eukaryota, Metazoa, Chordata, Mammalia, Rodentia, Sciuridae. Gene Ontology annotation, biological process: regulation of signal transduction.
ACAUUUAUAUUGCAGACAUUUUCACAGGCAAUAAGAUUUAAUGUGGACUUUGGAGUUUUUGAAGUGAUUAACGAUGCUCCACAACUUCUGGAAAAGCAACUGAAAAAAAUUCUACAAAGUCAGCAACCUCGAAAUCCCAUCUAUGAUGUAGUAAGGAAAGGAAAGAAUGAUGUUAAACCCAUUCACAUGAGUGUCCCCAGUGAAGAUGAGACUAUUAAUGUCAACUACAAUAUUAUGUGUCUCAAUCGUGAACAAGGUAUUAAGUGGAUCAAAAAACAAAGACUUCCAGCAUUUCUAGAAAGUGAUUGCUACUUUGAAUACAGGUUAGCCAAGUUAGUCUCACAAGUAAGAUGGAGCCAGUCAGGUAUGACUUUCACACUUGGUGCAGAUACUUCUCCUUGGAUCAUGAGAAAACUGCCUACUCCGCCGCCUCCUCAGGAUGAAGAAGACGAUCUCCUGGUUCUGAAAAAGUUCUAUAUUUCUCUUGGCGAGGCUUCCUUCAUUCAAACAAAAGAUUGGUUUACACUAGCAAAACAAAGUCAGGAAACUGUAUGUACCUUUUCAUUACCCUGUUGUAUAACCCACAGCACAAUUGAAUCUCCAGCGAUUUCGACCAUUACUGAGAGUUUUAUCUUUGAUGAUGGAGUUCACCCCAGGACCAAAAAAAGCCUCUCUAAAAUCACUGAAUUUGAAGAAGAGGAGGAAGGGUCUGUAUCUCUAAAAGAUACUCCCUCUCAUGCUCUUCUGAGAGUAUACCUUGAGAAGCAACGGGGUUCGGCUAAUGAAAAGUUGACAUUGCACUUCUCCACGUGUGAAGAAUUUUUAAACUUGUUUAUAAACUCUGUUUUAAGAGCAGCCACUCAGCAAAUUACUGGCCAGCCUCUCACAGAAAGCCCAGACUAUAUAGAUUUCGACAAAGUAGAUCAAGUGUCGUUUCCUGAUUGUUUCUAUCCUUUCUUUGGCAAGAAUGUUUUAGCUGAACCAGUUCAAACUGAAAAGGAAAAAAAGUCAGAAGAGAUAUUAUUAGAAAAAACAAGUUUAAGUUCAACGAGUGAGAGCACUGGACCUGAGAGCAGGGCUGACUGGUGUAUGUCUCACAGAACUUAUGACAUUGGCAAUAGAAAGGAGUUUGAAAGAUUUAAGAAAUUUAUGAAGGGCACAUUAGGGGAAAAGUAUUUGUGGCUAUGGAUGGAUAUUGAAAGGUUGAAAGUUCUAAAGGACCCUGGAAGACAUCAAAGACAUCUUGAGAAGAUGAAAAAAUGCUAUCUAGUGAGCAGCGGAGAUUGCUACCUUUCUGCAGAAAUCUUAUCAAAAUUUAAACUGUUAGAUGGAUCUCACUGGACUGAAGAACAUUUAAAAAAUAUUCAGUCUGAGGUUUUAAAACCUUUACUUCUGUAUUGGGCACCAAGAUUUUGUGUUACUCAUUCACCCUCAACAAAACAUGCUACAGCUGAACUGAAAUUCUGGCACCUCCGUCAAGAGAAACCAAGGAAAGAUAUUGAUCCUUUUCCACAAAUGGCAACCCUCUUGCCAUUAAGACCUAAAUCUUGCAUUCCGCAUAUAACUGAGGUCCAGAAAGAGGACUUCAGUUUAUUACAACUUCCUAAAUCUGCCAAGAAAUUACCUAGAGUAAAAACAGCAACUCAGAAGCCUUUGAAGAAUGAAUCUUUGUAUCUAGUUUCUUCAAAGGAUGACGGGAUUGAGAAAGGGUCAAUGCACAUAUCAGAAAGCAGCAAAGUUAUUCGUUUAACAUCUUUUACUGACAUUUCUGAAUGUCUGAAGCCCCAGCUGGAUACAAGAUUUGCUUAUACAGAAGAACCUAAGGUUAAAACCAUAGCAAAUAUUGAUGCCCUAGGAGGAUACGACAUGGAAAAUUUGUUGCAAUCUUUGUAUGUAGAAAACAGAGCUGGAUUUUUCUUUACUAAAUUCUGCGAGGAUUCAGGAAACAAGUUGUGGAAGAACUGUGUGUACUUUUGGUUUGACCUACAAGCUUAUCAUCAGCUUUUCUACCAAGAAACACUUCAGCCUUUUAAAGUAUGCAAGCAAGCACAAUAUAUUUUUGCCACUUAUGUUGCUCCAUCGGCCACUCUUGACAUUGGACUCCAGCAGGAAAAGAAGAGAGACAUUUACAAGAAAAUACAACCACCAUUUGAAGACCUCUUUGACACAGCAGAAGAGUACAUCCUCCUCCUCCUUCUGGAGCCCUGGACCAAGAUGAUGAGGUCAGACCAAGCUACUUACAGAGAGGUGGAACUGGUGGAAGAAACUCGGCAGCUAGACUCUUCAUGCUUCCGAAAGCUACGGGCUUUGCAUAAAGAGACCCUUCACAAGAAAGAUGAGGGCACCACUGGUGAAACUGGAACUAGUGUUUUAUCACUCUCUAAUGUCUAUAAAGAAACAGAAUAUUGGAAUAAUGUUCCUGAAGAAUACAAGCAUUUUCGUUUUAAUGAUCUGCUGAACAACAAACUGGAGUUUGAACAUUUUCGUCAGUUUCUUGAGGCUCAUUCUUCAAGCAUGGAUCUUAUGUGCUGGAUAGACAUUGAGCAGUUCCGAAGAAUAACUUACAGUGAUCUAAAUCAAAGGGAGACAAAAUCUGUAUACAUUAAAAAGAAAUACCUUAAUAAAAAGUAUUUCUUUGGACCCAACAGCCCAGCUACUCCAUAUCAGCAAAACCAGAUAAUGCAUUUAAGUGGUGGCUGGGGGAAGAUUCUCCAUGAGCAGCUUGAUGCGUCUAUUCUAAUUGAAAUUCAGAAGCAUGUCCUAAACAGGCUAGAAAAUGUGUGGUUGCCAUUGUUCCUUGCAAGUGAGCAGUUUGCAGCCCGUCAAAAGAUUAAGGUACAGAUGAAAGACAUAGCAGAUGAGCUUUUACUACAGAAGCAUGAAAGGAAAAUCGGGAUCUGGAAGCCAGUGGAGAGUAAAUGGAUAUCUUCAUGGAGUGAUAUUAUUGCUUUUCGUAAAGCAUUGUUGAAUCCAGUUAUUGCAAGACAGUUCCAACGUUUUGUGGCUCUAAAGGGAGAUUUACUAGAAAAUGGGGUGCUCUUUUGGCAAGAAGUACAAAAAUAUAAGGACUUGUGCCAUUCCCAUUGUGAUGAGACUGUCAUCCAGAAAAAGAUCACAACUAUCAUCAACUGCUUCAUUAAUUCUUACAUUCCACCAGCUUUGCAAAUUGACAUUCCAGUAGAGCAAGCCCAGAAGAUCAUUGAACACAGGAAGGAGUUAGGACCAUAUAUAUUUAGAGAGGCACAGAUGACAAUUUUUGGGGUUCUGUUUAAAUUUUGGCCACAAUUCUGUGAGUUUAGGAAGAAUUUAACUGAUGAAAAAAUUAUGAGUGUGUUAGAGAGAAGACAAGAAUAUAAUAAGAAAAUAAAAUCCUCAAGCACAGAUGWCGAAAAAUUGGGAAAGCUUGGAAUCAAACAAUAUGGAAGUACUACAGGGUCUGCUACCAAAAGCGCCUUAGUCACUGAACCCCUCCAAGGCCUGCAAGCAUAUGGCCGGCAGCCAACCUGGUGCUACUCAAAGUAUAUAGAAGCCUUAGAACAGGAAAGAGUUCUUCUUAAAAUCCAAGAGGAACUGGAAAGAAAGAUGCUUGCAGGUACAUCAUCACUAAGUAAUUUAUUUAGGCCUUCUGGUUCAGUCAUGUCUUUGAAGAAGACUUUGUCUACCAUCAGCCUCCUGAGCUGCUGUUCCCAACAUCCCACUUUGAUUCCUCUUAGUACUGUGUCAGACCACAGCCCAGUUGUAUUAGAGAAAAGGAGAGGUGCUCAGAGACUAAACAAAACAUCAGGAGAUGGUGUGCAAGAAAAAAGGUUUAUUGGAAAAUGCUUACAGGGAGGUCCAGUGACAACAGGAUGGACAGACAGCACCUCUGUCCCUCUGGUGCUUUGCCAGAAAACAGUGCCUUCAUCCCUCCUGGUAUCUUUGUCCAGUAGUGACCAACUGGACAAGUAG